Panicum hallii is the source of this 2939-nucleotide messenger RNA. RefSeq names its product diacylglycerol kinase 1-like. The transcript is spliced from 8 exons. Lineage: Eukaryota; Viridiplantae; Streptophyta; Magnoliopsida; Poales; Poaceae. The record is from RefSeq and is a predicted model, not a curated record. The coding region runs from base 232 to 2478 and encodes 748 amino acids. Gene Ontology annotation, molecular function: ATP-dependent diacylglycerol kinase activity.
UCUUUGCUUUUGCCAAGGGAAGACGCAACAACGGUACGGAGGGAGGGGACGACCAGCGGGGGAAAGAAGAGACGGAGGAGAGAGGAGAGGCGCCGAGGAGAGCGGGCGAGAGAGCCGGCUAGGUGAAGUCCGCACCAUUCGCCCUUGAUUUCGUUGUCACAAAGUACCAGGGGUUAUUCAGCUUCUCCAGACAUGUCAUUGGCCCUACUCUUCUGAUAAUGACUGGUUUCAAUGUUGGAAGGGUGUAAGUUCUUAUUGUGCAUGUCCACAAUUCAAGGUUACGUGUUGUUUGGACCAUAUAUUGUGAGAAUGGCCUGGUUGCCAGAUCAAUUCGAAAUGGAUAAUCUCCACUGGUACAGUAGAUCCCCUAUUGUACCAGAGUUCUGGAUACCAAUUGUAGCUUCCUUCACUGUUGGUUUAGUUGGUCUUUGGACAUUCUGGUACUUCUUUUCACUGUGGCGGCGAAAGAUCAGUUUAAGCUGGAUGAAAAUUAUUGCCAAAUCAAAGAGAAAGAAUUUUGAAAGAAACCACAAGAUCCCUACUUCUGAACAUGUUUGGAAUACAGAAUCUUUGAUUCGUGCAAAAGGGCUGAAGUGCUGUGUAUGCUUGGAAUUUAUUUCACCUGUUCAGCCCCUUGGGCAAAUGUUGACUUCAGAAAAUAUGGUUCACCGUUGCAAUGUUUGUGGUGUAGCUGCACACAUGGUAUGUUCUCCAAAUUCUCAGAAAGACUGCAAAUGUGUCUCAAUGUUUGGGUCCAAACAUGUGAUCCAUCAAUGGACUGUACUCUGGACAGAUGUAGCUGAUCAGUCUGAAGAAGACCAGUAUUGUUGUUACUGUGAGGAGCUAUGCAGUGAAUCUUUUCUCGGAGGUCCUCCCAUAUAUUGUUGCAUGUGGUGCCAACGACUGGUGCAUGUUGAUUGCCAGUCAGCCAUGGCUGCUGAAACAGGUGACAUUUGUGACCUUGGUCCAUUCAAACGCCUUAUUCUUUCGCCACUUUUUGUCCGUACCAUUAGCAAACCUGGUGGCAUCUUAAGUUCUAUAACUCAGGGAGCAAAUGAGUUUGCAUCCACUGUGCGGGUACAUCUUGGGAGCCGAAGUAGAAAGGUGAAGCAUCACAAGGGAAUGCCAUCUGAGUCUGCCCAUGAGGACAGUAAUGAUGAUUCAUCUAGUGAAACCACAUUAACCUCUAACCAGAAGGCUAAGGAAUCAAAAGCAACCGGCGGCAGUGCUCAAAGGAGUGCUGAUAAUGAGCAUUACAGCAGUGAGAGUGAUGGUAGGGAACUCGUACCAGAGCCCAUAAGACUCAGUAAUGAUGAUACUGGUGGAGUUAAACUUAAGUAUGCAUUAUCUGAGUUGCCUGCUGAUGCCAGGCCACUUUUAGUUUUUAUCAACAAGAGAAGUGGGGCUCAGCGUGGAGAUUCGCUUAAGCACAAGCUACAUUUCCUUUUGAAUCCAGUGCAGGUUUUUGAAUUGAGUUCUUCACAAGGGCCAGAAACAGGACUAAUUCUGUUCAGAAAGGUACCACAUUUCAGAAUACUUGUGUGUGGUGGUGAUGGUACUGUUGGUUGGGUUCUUGACGCGAUAGAUAAGCAAAAUUAUGAAUCACCUCCACCUGUUGCAAUCCUUCCAGCUGGCACUGGCAAUGAUCUUUCAAGAGUUUUAUCAUGGGGAGGUGGCCUAGGUGCUGUUGAGAAGCAAGGUGGUCUCUGCACAGUUUUACAUGACAUAGAGCAUGCAGCAGUCACUAUCCUGGAUAGAUGGAAGGUGACAGUAGAAGAUAAGAAAUCAAAGAAUGUACUUCUAGUGAAGUACAUGAACAACUAUCUUGGUAUUGGUUGUGACGCAAAGGUUGCUCUUGACAUUCAUAAUCUCCGUGAAGAAAAUCCUGAAAAGUUUUACAGUCAGUUCUUAAAUAAGGUGCUAUAUGCGAGGGAAGGCGCCAAGAGUAUCAUCGAUAAGACAUUUUUGGACUUACCAUGGCAAGUUCGGUUAGAAGUUGAUGGCACUGAGAUUGAUAUACCAGAGGACUCGGAAGGUGUGCUUGUCGCAAACAUCCCAAGCUACAUGGGAGGUGUUGACCUGUGGCAAAAUGAGGGUGAGGAUCCUGAAAACUUUGACCCGCAGUCAAUCCAUGACAAGAUGCUCGAAGUGGUUAGUAUUUCCGGAACUUGGCAUCUCGGAACGCUCCAGGUUGGACUUUCUCGGGCACGGAGGAUCGCGCAAGGCCAGUCGAUCAAGAUGCAGAUGUUUGCUCCUUUCCCUGUUCAAGUGGAUGGCGAACCCUGGGUCCAGCAGCCCUGCACGCUCAAGAUAUCCCAUCACGGACAGGCUUUCAUGUUGAGGAGGGCGAUUGAAGAGCCUCUUGGCCACGCUGCCGCGAUCAUCACUGACGUGCUGGAGCAUGCCGAAUCCAGCCACGUAAUCACUGCUUCCCAGAAGAGAGCCCUCCUUCAAGAAGUGGCUCUAAGGCUGGCAUGAAUCGCAAUCGCAACUCAUCCAAAUGUGCUCUGCCUUCACUGCAGAGAGGUUCAUGUUGUCAGAUAUCACUGACAGUACGGACGAUGAGAGAACCUGUGAUCCCAAGAGGAACUCCGGUCCCCCUCUCGCAGCAGGAAGUAUCCUCUUCUACCCGGGGAGAAGCGAGUUGUGGUUAGGUUUUCCUUGUGGAAAAUACCAAGUAAUGGUGUGUGCAUGUCAGCAUGUGUAUGUGUGCAGUGUGUAGCAUAUAGCUGCCUGCUGCCGCUUGCUCCAUGCCACAUUUUGGAAUCCCGGCUGGCCAUUUUGUGUUUGGUUGGCUGUACGCCUGUACCUAUACGGACUUUUGCCCGUAGCCGCUGUUCAAUUCGCCUGAUGCCUCACUUGUAAAUUAAAUGUGAUUUCUUGGUUGUAAUAAAGUUGCACAAACGCCAAAGUAUCAUUUAUUCCAGGGCCUGUCGAAG